GGCGGGCGGCGGCGGGGCCUGGUUCCGCCGGCUCCCGAGCCCCGGCCGGGUUAUGCCCGGGCGUUCCGGGCCACCGGGAAACUGGGUUACGGGCAAGGCCGGGCAACGGCGCGAGGCCACUUCGUGGUCGCACUUAAAGACUCCUGAGAUGUGUCACAGAGCGGCUCCAGCGCCUUCGAGGAACGCGGGGGUGCUGGAAAACCCCGCGGGUAUCCCCUCUGGAGCGGCUGGACGACCCCCCCAAACCCAUGGGCAAAGCUGCCCUGAACCACAUGUAACAUCGAGGGGAUUUUCCACACGGUUUUGUUUCCCUUCCACUUUCUAGCACAGCAAGAAGGACAUUGCCGUUUGUUUGGCAGGACAGAAAUAAAACGCCUUUAAGCACGUUCUCAAUGAGGCCACCUGAGGAUGAAUGAACUCCACUACCUUGCUAGUUUCGGUGGUUUGAGACUGACAAAGCUCAAAGCUGCUCCCACGAACUUGUUUGUAUCCUCUAACGAUGCUGGAACAGUGAAACAAGACACUGGGAUGUGUCCAGAAUCACACAGAGAUGAGCGGGUGGAUCAGCGAACCUGCCUGAUCUGCGGGGACAGGGCGACGGGGCUGCACUAUGGGAUCAUCUCCUGCGAGGGCUGCAAGGGCUUCUUCAAACGGAGCAUCUGCAACAAGAGGGUCUACAGAUGCAGCCGGGACAAGAACUGCGUCAUGUCACGCAAACAGCGCAACAGGUGCCAGUACUGCCGGCUGCUCAAAUGCCUCCAGAUGGGAAUGAACCGGAAAGCAAUCAGAGAGGAUGGCAUGCCAGGAGGCAGAAACAAAAGCAUUGGACCUGUCCAGAUAUCAGAGGAAGAGAUUGAGAGAAUUAUGUCUGGGCAAGAAUUUGAGGGAGAGGCAAACAUGUCAUGGAGCAACAACGGAGACAGUGACCAUAGUUCCCCUGGAAAUGGAGUUUCUGAGAGCAACCAGCCUUCACCUGUUUCUACGCCAUCUUCAAGUAGGUCUGUGGAGCUGAACGGGUUCGCCGCACUCAGGGAUCAGUACAUCGGCACGCCGGUGUCCACGCACUACCAGUACCUCCCGCACCUUUUUAGCUACUCUGCUCACUCGGCCCUGGUGCCCCCCCAGACGCGCAGCCUGGACCCCCAGUCUCACAGUCUGAUCAACCAGCUGGUGUCUGCCGAGGACCUGGAGCCACUGGGGACGCCCAUGCUCAUCGAGGACGGGUAUAAAGUGACCCAGGCAGAGCUGUUUGCAUUGUUGUGUCGUCUGGCGGAUGAAUUGCUUUUCAGGCAGAUUGCUUGGAUCAAGAAGCUGCCGUUCUUCUGCGAACUCUCCAUCAAGGACUAUACCUGCCUGCUCAGCUCUACGUGGCAGGAGCUGAUCCUGCUCUCCUCCCUGACUGUUUACAGCAAGCAGAUCUUUGGUGACCUGGCAGAUGUCACCUCCAAGUACUCUCCCUCUGACGAUGAGCUGCACAGAUUCAGUGAAGAGGGGAUGGAGGUGAUGGAGCGCUUGAUCUACCUCUUUCGCAAAUUUAACCAGCUGAAGGUCAGCAACGAGGAGUAUGCCUGUAUGAAAGCCAUCAACUUCCUCAAUCAGGACAUCAGGGGGCUGACCAAUGCAUCCCAACUGGAGCAGCUGAAUAAGCGGUACUGGUACGUUUGCCAGGACUUCACGGAGUACAAAUACCCACACCAGCCAAACCGCUUCCCGGAUUUAAUGAUGUGUUUGCCAGAGAUACGAUAUAUUGCAGGAAAAAUGGUGAAUGUCCCCCUGGAGCAGCUGCCUCUCCUUUUUAAGGCUGUUCUACAUUCCUGCAAGACGAGUGUGAGCAAAGAGUGAGCCCAGCUGGCCCCGGCCGGUGCCUUACGCUGUGAGCUGGCUCACCCUGGGAGAGGGGCAAACGCCAUCCAGGCAGGAGAUGGGGCAGGGGUGUCCCUGCCCUUGUAGCAAGAGUCUUUUUUGUUUGUUUUUGUUUUUUUACUCUUUUUCCUAUAUAUUUAUUUCACGACAGAGUUGAAUGUAUGAUCUUCAACACGAUGCACAUGGUUCUGUAGGAAUGCAGCAGAUGCAUUCUCCAGCGGUUUACAGAAUGUGAAGAUGUUUAAUGUUA
Messenger RNA from Pipra filicauda (Wire-tailed manakin), 2113 nucleotides. RefSeq names its product nuclear receptor subfamily 6 group A member 1 (gene NR6A1). The coding region runs from base 409 to 1842 and encodes 477 amino acids. Lineage: Eukaryota; Metazoa; Chordata; Aves; Passeriformes; Pipridae. Gene Ontology annotation, molecular function: zinc ion binding; sequence-specific DNA binding; DNA-binding transcription factor activity. The transcript has 9 exons. The record is from RefSeq and is a predicted model, not a curated record. Gene Ontology annotation, biological process: regulation of DNA-templated transcription.